ACAACUUUCUACUUUUACCAGAAUUUAAAGAUUCUAAAAUCCCUAACUUACAGUGCCAUGGACCACAUCUUGCCGGACGAAAUCUUGCGGCAAACCUUCGAACAAUUCUUGACGCCCUUCCAGCUGAAAUCGGUUCGCCUGGUCUGCCGGGACUGGAACCGACUAGUUUGCGACUCGGCCAAGCUGCUGGACCGGUACAGAAUCACGGUUCCCGCCGGUGGCGAUGCACUUGGAGGGUGGCAGCACGUGACCACUUCCCGUUACACAACGGUCCAGGUUUGGAAUCUUACCGUCGGAAUGGUUCCGUCGGUGCCUCUUGCGACGACCAUUCGCAUUCUCCGGCUGGUGAAUCCAUGGAUAACGGCCAGACAGCUGGUCGGGAUGUUGGGUUGCCUGCCAAAUCUCGUGCACCUGGGAGUGGUUGCGGUGGACAACUUCAACUACGAGCUUUACGAGACGAUGCCGGCCGUGCAUUUGGACAGUUUGGAGUCGCUCAAUCUGAACCUUGGUGUAAAGGAUGAAUUUCUUUGCAUAUUCCAAGGGAUCUGUCCCCGCCUGAAGGGGCUUCAGGUGAAUAUGGUCAUCAAGAAGUACCUGGAGGCGCCGUACGGAACAAAGCUGCUCGAGUUUAUCCGCUCAACCCGCAACACGCUGGUGGAUGUGUGGUUUAACGGAAUCGAGUUCCGCGAAGAGUCUCUGCUAAGGGACAUUGCGGCAAUCGAAGGGUUGAAGCUGAAGGAUGUAACGCUAACCAACAGUUUUAUUCGUCCAUCCGACAUUGUCCAUCUCUGCCAAUCGCAAACCAGCAUCAAAACGUUGAAGCUCCCAGCUUGCAACAUUGGAAGCGAGAUUCUAACAUUGAUUGCCACACACCUGCCAAACCUGAAUGAGUUGAAAGUACAAACUGAAAUCGUUGCUUUGCAGCACAUUUUGUCCAACCUGCCUCGCUUGCAGAGCCUGAUGAUGAGAUACGCAGGCCAAUUCAAUGAAAUUCUAAAUCUGAGCGCUUGGCAAAACCCACAUCUACUGCACCUUAACCUGGACGGUUUCUUCCUCACCAGCACCACUUUGCUGACGUUCUUCAAAAGAUCUCCAAACAUUCAAACGCUGAAGCUAUACUUCCACUCCACGACCUGCGCUUACGAUCUGUUUGUGGUUGCCGGGCAGCUGAAAGAAUUGCGACGGUUGACUGUAUCCUUUACCGGCCUCGCCCCAACUCCGAUUCACUUUAUGGACAUUUCGCUGAGCCCGUUCCGAAAGUUGCGCCAGCUGGAAAUAUUCGGCGAGCUUUAUUGCGACAUCCUCGGUGAGCUGCUUGAAAACUGCCCCCUGAUGCAGGACUUGAACCUGACCCGGUGCCUAAUAACGGACGACGACAUGCUGCUGCUGGUACCGUUUAUGAAGAAUCUUACCAAACUCUCCUUCGGUUAUUUGCAAGCAGUCGGCGUGUCCUCCUACCAGCUGGUAAUGCAGCGAUGCCCCAAGCUGGAAACCUUUACCAUCGCCAACUGUCCGCUAUUCGGCCACUUUGUGCCGCAGCAAUCAUCGGUGCGGGUGAACUACCAGCCAUAUUUUCAUACCUCAUACUGACAGGUGUUCCGAAUCGAACGUACGAAUAAUAAAUGCUUAAUGUUGAGAAAGUUUCGUUAAGCUCGAUAUUUAGCUAAACUGAACAUGUUGUGGAUCUUUUUGUUGUAGUCAACAGGGCCAAUC
Messenger RNA from Culex quinquefasciatus (southern house mosquito), 1713 nucleotides. RefSeq lists its product as uncharacterized. The record is from RefSeq and is a predicted model, not a curated record. The coding region runs from base 58 to 1590 and encodes 510 amino acids. Lineage: Eukaryota; Metazoa; Arthropoda; Insecta; Diptera; Culicidae. Gene Ontology annotation, molecular function: protein binding. The transcript has 2 exons.